Branchiostoma belcheri (Belcher's lancelet) is the source of this 1721-nucleotide messenger RNA. RefSeq names its product ras-related protein Rab-8A-like. Gene Ontology annotation, biological process: cellular response to insulin stimulus; Golgi vesicle fusion to target membrane; regulation of exocytosis. The transcript has 8 exons. NCBI's taxonomy places the organism in Eukaryota, Metazoa, Chordata, Leptocardii, Amphioxiformes, Branchiostomatidae. The coding region runs from base 46 to 678 and encodes 210 amino acids. Gene Ontology annotation, cellular component: endosome; synaptic vesicle; trans-Golgi network transport vesicle. The record is from RefSeq and is a predicted model, not a curated record. Gene Ontology annotation, molecular function: GTPase activity; GTP binding.
AUUUUAUGCAAAUGAGGUUACUCGCCGGCGACACACAGACAAAAAAUGGCGAAGACGUACGACUUUCUCUUCAAGUUGCUUUUGAUAGGAGAUUCCGGCGUAGGCAAGACAUGUGUGCUGUUUAGAUUCUCAGAAGAUGCCUUCAAUUCCACAUUUAUCUCUACAAUUGGUAUCGACUUCAAGAUUAGAACUAUAGACCUAGACGGGAAGAAGAUCAAGCUACAAAUAUGGGACACCGCCGGCCAGGAGAGGUUCCGCACCAUCACCACUGCCUACUACAGGGGAGCCAUGGGAAUCAUGCUUGUGUACGACAUCACCAACGAGAAGUCCUUCGAGAACAUCAAGAACUGGAUCCGCAAUAUCGAGGAGCAUGCCUCAGCUGACGUAGAGAAGAUGAUCCUGGGGAACAAGUGCGACAUGGAGGACAGACGGCAGGUGUCCCGCGACAGAGGGGAGAAACUGGCCAUCGAGUAUGGAGUGAAGUUUAUGGAGACCAGUGCAAAGAGCAGCAUCAACGUAGAAGAGGCCUUCUUCACUCUGGGCAGAGAUAUCAAGGCUAAGAUGGACAAGAAACUGGACUUGAACAGUCCCCAGAAGGGAGGGAAUGUCCAGGUGACAGCAGCAAAGCCACAGAAGUCCUCAAGUCCCUUCUCCGGAUGGAAGUGUCAGCUCUUGUGAUUGGCCAGCAGUAGACAAACAAGCCACCCGAUUGGUCAAUUCGAAGGACUGCUGCCUAUUAGAAGUUGUGUUGGACUGCUUUGCUACAAACAGUAGGGGUAAAUCAUUUGAUGUUAGGGUGAAAGGAAAGAUGCAGAAACAUUUUACAAGUAGAAGAUAGUUUUGAAAUAUUCAAAGACCAAGACUAGGUGCUUUUACAAAAACAAUUGCUAUUUUGAGAGAAGCGAAAUCCUAAUUAGUAGUUUAUUAGUUUCAAUUCAAAAUUAAUUACAUGACCGUACAUAGAAAUAAACGUUUGGAUGAUAUUCUGGAGACAUUUGGAUGGUUUUAAAGGUGUAAAAACUGGAAGAUUUGUACAAUGAAGAAUUGGUAGUAUUGGUGGGAAAAUGAUCCAAACUAGUUUAAAAUUAACAAACACUUGCAUAAAUGAAUUUUUCAGGAUUUUAGGGCUGUACCAUUUAAUCAUAGGGAGAGUCACGUUUCAUUUGCAUUUCUUUACACAACAAAUGUUUAAGUUGCCAUCAAGUUUAAGUGGCCUAAAUUUUCUCAUUCCCGAAGAGCACUCCCUAAAUGUAAAUGGAACAGCCCUCUAAAAUCCACUGCUGUAUUUUUGUCUGUUAAAGUAUAGCAAAGCCAACAAACAUGAAAACCAAUUUUGACAAAAUGCUUUGUUUCUCUUUUACAAGUUACUUUUCUUGAAUCACAUCACCAUAGAAAAUAUGACAUUUUCCACAAUUAUUAUAUCCAUUGAAAAGUUUGCUUUUCUUACCAAUCUGAGUUUGGGGACAUGCAACAUUCAUUAAAGCUGUUAUGGCCAAGUGUGGAAGACCAGUUUUAUCAAAUUUGUGUAUUGCUUAAUGUUUCGAAAGACUUCAACUAUGCGUAAUGCCACUAAAACACCAUAUCAUCACUUUGAACCUAAAUAAUUGCACAUGCUCAUCUGUAAAUAUAUGCCAGUCAUGUAGACUACUGACAGUACUGUUCUGUUGUUCUACUUGGUAUUAUCCUUCUUUUCCUCGGAAAUACAACAUUUCAAUGCUCCA